UCGAGGGUGGACAGGCUGUCCUGCCACCAGCAGAGCCAAAGGGCCUCUGGGAAGGGCAAGCGGAGGGGCCAGAGCUGGCCUCCUCUUGCUGCCCCUCUGCUUCACUUCACCGGCCCGACCAGCUCCGAACUCCAAGCCUAGGUUUACAGCUGCUUUGUCGCAACUCCUGAAACCAAGACUGGAUGGUGUCUGUGAGGGGGCUUGGUCAGCCACUUGAACAGCGGGGAGAUAUGUCUCCUUACGACCGAAGGAGAAAGUGAAACAACGGUGCAGAAGCCAGAGCUCCAGGGGCAAAAGAAAAUGGAAGAGAAUCCAAGCGUGGAUCUGUCUGGAGCUGGGCCAGCCCAAGAUGAGGUGGAGAGCACAGCUCUGCACCAAGAGCCCACUCAAGAAAUACUUGAGCACCAAGUGACAAGCAGGUGGCCUGAGACCUCCUGCAAACCAGAGGAGGACUCUUUGGUGUGUACAUCACCAACUGCUGAUGGAGAAGAGACAACACUGUCAGAUUCAGCUGACCCCACAGUGGAGAAGGUUCCCCAGGAAACUGAAGUAUCACUGGAAGAAUCUGGGAACACAAGAGAUGGUGUCUCAGAAGGAUCCCAUGAAGAAGACGACUUGGAUGAAGCCAGGCUUGCCCAUGAUAAAACUGACAGGAAAGGAGAGAGCCCUGUCCACCAGGAAACACAGGAGGACCAGGAGACAAGCAAGCAAUGUGGAAGCUCCUACACAGCAGAGGAAGAUGCUUCACCAAGAAGCAAGUCACCAAGCUCUGACAGCAAAAUGGCACAUUUGGAUGUGACUGCCACAGAAGACGUCUCCACGGGCCUCUUGGCAGAGAAGAGCACCAGUGCCCCUCUCCUAGAUCGGGAGCCAGAAGAGCACAUAGAGCAAGCAACACAGGAGAGCGCAUCCCAAGGCACACUAAGGAACAGACAUGGGACCAAAGGGCACACAGCCCCAAAGCCAGAGGCUCAGUCCUGCCUACAGAACAUCACCACCGAAAACACAGACCAGGAGAAGGCCAAAGAGUCCCUCUUGCUGAAAGGUGAGGAAAAGAAGCUUCCCUUGUGCGUUACUCAUCGACCAGAAGGCGCUGAUCCUCCAGGAACAAGGCUUGUCAUCAUGAGCCUUGUAUUGCUCGGUUUCUGCAUAUUCUGCUUCGGCAACCCGACCUCCAAGGCCCAGCAAGCCCCCAAGAACCCCACAGUGGAGGCCUUUCUGUCCCAGUUCAACCAGCUGCAGGACAGGUUUCCGGGGCAGAGUCCCCACCUGUGGCUUCGUGGGCGCAAGUUCCUGCAGAAGCACCUCAAUGCAUCCCACCACACUCAGCCGGCCAUCAUAAUCUUCACGUCCGCCCGCAAGGGUGAGCGCACCUUGCAAUGCCUUAGUGCCCGUGUGGCCGACACCUACUCAGCCGCCCUGCAUGCCAGCAUGGUCCAGGUCAAUGGCAUGGAUAAAUCUAGGCUCCAGAGUGACCAGGCCAAGCUGGAGGUGGACUCAGAGUUGAGCUCAGCUUUCCAGGCUGGGGCCCGUGCUGCGGUGAUACACCGCUUCGAGUUGCUGCCGGCAGGGGCCACCCUCAUCUUCUACAAAUACUGUGACCACGAAAGUGCUGCUUUUAAGGACGUGGCCCUGCUGCUGACUGUGCUGCUGGAGGAGGAGAUGCUGGAGACCCACAUCAGCCUCCAGCAGGUGGAAGAGAGAGUCCGCGACUUCCUCUGGGCCAAGUUCACCAACACCAGGACCCCCAGCUCCUACGACCACAUGGACUCCGACAAGCUGAGUGGGCUAUGGAGCCGCAUUUCCCACCUGGUCCUACCGAUCUACCCCGUGCAGACCAUUGAGAAGGGAGGCUGCCAUGUCCACACCAAACCCUAGGGGCAAAGGCUGCCAGAGCCCCAGGAAGGGUUGGAAAGAUGGUCCUGGCUGACUCCAGUGCAGGUGGAGGCACAACUAGUGCUAUUUCUCUUCUAUUUGUCUGCUGUACAUUCCUGGGAAGAGUUGAACAGCUACAAGUUCAUCCAGGCCAUUUAGCCAGCUGAGUCCUGGAGGCAAUAGAUCAUGCGCUUCCUUCUGGCAGGUGGGAAGAGCUGAUAUUUUAGACUGCUGAUUGCACAGGAGACCAUUGGUGUGUGGGGAGGCAGGAGGGAAAACAGGACUUUGCAGAUAGCGUUUCUAUUAGGAAAUACACAAAUAACGUACACAACUGUUAUGCCAGAGAGAUACUUAAGUGGAGUAGCUCUUUCAUUUCUCCCUGCCCCUCAGUUUGCUAAUGUCGUGUACAUCAGUCUCACAAUGUACUUUAUCUACAACAUUUCUCUCUCUUUACAGAGAGCCGCUGAAACACAGGAAGGGUGAAUUCCCCAAAGCCCAACCUUUUGAAGGCAUGCUUCAAAAAGAAAACCAGUUUGCUAAUCAAGGGUUUGACCAGUCAGAAUGACACUCAGCAAAGACCAGAUUCUAAAUAUAGGAUGUUCAAACAAAUCUGCAAUUCAGAAAUCCCCUAAACAUCAAUUACAAGAAAUUUCAUGUUGUCAGCACUUAAACAUUGCACUUCAGGGGAGUGCACUUUAGGGGGUGGAUUCCAUGAGAUGAUCCCAUAUGCCCAAGAAUAACCUCUGAAGACAGAGAGCAAUGAAACAGAAAGCACCUUACUGUCACUCUGAUAGUGUGAAGCCUCAAGGGAUUGCACAGGUGAAAGAAUGAGUUCAACUUAAUGCUACCUCUUUAAAAAAAAGGUCUGUUCUUGAUCCCUUUGCCACCACAAGGCUAUGACUAUCUCUUUGGGCUGAUGCACCAGCUUUGGUCCUACACAUGAGAUUGCUUUUCACCUGGAUCUCUGAUCUGUGUGUAGGGCAGGAAGCCUUCUGCCUGCCUCUCCCCAGCUAACUUUUAUUGAAGAAUGUAGAUGUUAACAUUGAUAUUUAUUUCAAACCGUGGAGGGUAGCACACCAGGUCCUUGCUUUCCAAAGGUACAUUUGCCUCCUGGACAGGCAGCUGGUGCUCUGGCAUAUGCUAAAACAACUAGGAGCAGAGCUGGGAUUAGCUGGUAAAGACAAAAAUCUCUGGCAUGAACACUAAAAAUCCUCAAUGAAGCAGGGUGGUUUCUCACUGUGCCUCCUCCUUCUGCAUCCCAGGAAGAGAAAUCCGAGUCCUGGAAACACUGCAUUUCUGCAGACACUCUGGGGCAGAGCAGCCAAUUUGGGGAACACCUGGGGAGUAGGUGCAGGUUGCAGCAUCUAUAAUAACUCAACAGUCACCCCCAGGUGUCAGCCCCUUCUGCCUACAGCACUGCCUGCCAGAGAAGGAGCAGCUGUAGUGGAGCACAGCUUAUUUCCGUAUAAGCAGCGCAGACUGGGGCCUCGCAGAGCCAGGCUCUGUAUCUGACCAAGACACAAAUUGAGAACACUACAGUGUUUUUACAAGCAGCCCAUCUGAGUGCUCCUUACAGCAGCUGGACCCUGGUGGCAGCCAGGUCUCCUGCCAACAGUGCCUUGCUGAUCUGCCUCACCGACAGCUCAGCUGAGGCACAGCCCUGCACCCUAAAACCACAGCCUGCCUCUUCUUGCCUCCUGCCAUGUGCCUUGACCCAUCUCUGGAGUUUUGUGGCCAUUAACUUGAAGGAGGGGACAAAACGAAGGAAGAGGAAGGGGUUAUUUGUUCAUGUUCUAACCAAAGAACAGACUUUUUGGUUGGUUGGGGACAUGAAGACAAGACCACGGGUGUUUUAACCGUGACAAACACUGGGCUAGAUGUGAGAAUUACCUGCUGGAGCCCAGCAUCAGCAGGGCAGCCCAGGGCAUGGUUUCGUACAAGAUCCCCUCCCUCCUUUUUAUUGCUAUACACUACUUUGGUAACAGAAAACACCGUUUCUGCUCUGCGCGGUUCAGUAUGGGCGUUGCUGUAAGAACUGGCAGAGCAUUAAUCAUGUCAAUAUCUUGCGGGAAAUUUGUAUUUUAACCUUAUCUCACUCUCGGUUUUAUGUACUGUGUUUGUAACGCAUAGCCAAGGUAUGCAAAGGCAACUUCAUGCUACUUGGGCGCAUCGCUGGAAGUGUUGCCCACCCGA
Molecule: messenger RNA, 4068 nt
Organism: Egretta garzetta (little egret)
Lineage: Eukaryota; Metazoa; Chordata; Aves; Pelecaniformes; Ardeidae
Product: torsin-1A-interacting protein 2
Exons: 6
Coding region: 301-1878 (525 amino acids)
Biological process (GO): membrane organization
Cellular component (GO): membrane
Molecular function (GO): ATPase activator activity
Source: RefSeq, a predicted model, not a curated record